This is a messenger RNA of Lachancea meyersii CBS 8951, 816 nucleotides long. Lineage: Eukaryota; Fungi; Ascomycota; Saccharomycetes; Saccharomycetales; Saccharomycetaceae. The record is from the annotation of a GenBank genome assembly.
AUGGCUAAAGCACCAACUCCGCGCUGUAUCAUUGUUCGUCACGGACAGACCGAAUGGUCCAAGUCUGGUCAAUACACAGGACUUACAGACUUGCCAUUGACAGAGUACGGUGUGGGCCAAAUGAAGAGAACCGGUGAAUCUAUCUUCCGCAACAAGUUCAUUGAUCCUAACCAGAUCACGUACAUCUUCACUUCGCCCAGAACUAGAGCCAGACAAACCGUGGACCUGAUCUUGGAAAACGUAUCGCAAGAACAGAAAGACAAGAUCCGCGUGGUGGUCGAUGAAGACUUGAGAGAAUGGGAGUACGGUGACUACGAAGGUCUCUUGACUCAUGAGAUCGUGCAAUUGCGCAAAUCUCGCGGUUUGGACCAGGACAGAGCUUGGAACAUCUGGAGAGACGGCUGCGAAAAUGGUGAAACCACUGAGCAAUUUGGUCUCAGACUCUCGCGUGCCAUAGCCAGAAUUCAAAACCUGCACCGGAAACACCAGGCUGAAGGUAUUGCUUCAGACAUUAUGGUUUUUGCCCACGGCCACGCUUUGCGUUAUUUCGCCGGACUCUGGCUAAGAUUGGGCGAGGAGAAAGAGUGCGACGGCCAAGAACCUCAGCCACCUACCUACCAGGAUGACACGGUGCCCUACGUGCCUCUAAAGACCUACCGUCAUCUUGUCGACAAUCCCAGCUUCUUGCUAGACGCUGGAGGCAUUGGUGUCCUGUCCUACGCCCACCACAACAUCGACGAACCAGCGCUAGCCUUGGCAGGCGCUUUCGUGUGCCCACCAGAAGAGGAAUCUCAACAUGGAGCAACCGAUGAGUAA